CACCAGUGAACAUGUAGUUCACCCCAUCGAAAAUCAGGUGUAGCUGUUUGCGUGUCACCGUGCCACAAUGACGCAGCGGGAGCUCACGAGACUAAGCAGAAAGCUGAAUGGCCCAGGCCCUAUGGCAGAAUACAACAGACAGGAUACCUUUGUGGUGGAUUUUAAGGAUUUCAUUUCUUCUUUCUUCAAGAGAGUCUUCACUGGUCUGCUCGAGCAAGUUAUGGUUCUGAGGGGCCUCCAUGAAGGGAAGACAGAAUACCUCUGUGGUGGACUCUAAGGAUUUCAUUUCUUCUUUCUUCAAGAGAGUCUUCACUGGUCUGCUCGAGCAAGUUAUGGUUCUGAGGUGUCUCCAUGAAGGGAAGACAGAAUACCUCUGUGGUAGAUUUUAAGGAUUUCAUUUCUUCUUUCUUCAAGAUAUGUGUCAACGAUGUACAUCCCUUGAACGUGAAUAUAGACAGUACAGCUCUGCUCCACACAGCUUCAUCGUUCACGCAGACAGAAGCAUCAUCACAGGUCCAGGAAGAAAUAAGGAGGUCAAGAAGGGGAAGAAGAAGAUCCUCCAGGACAUAGUAAAGAAAGUGUCAGCACUCAGGAACACGCUUGGGGGACAUCUGCUGGUUCACCUACACGGACAAAAGGAGGGAGACAAGUAUCUGGAGUACUUCCAUGAGUUUGUGGACAAAACUCUACAGGACCUGAUUGAGUGUGGAUCUUCCUAUGUGGACACAUAUCACACUACAUGGUUAAAUGAGAUACCAUGCUUUGAAACCUUUAAAGAUGUUUUAUUGAUAAAUGUAGCUCUCACAUGUGGAAUUUCGACGGCAAAUGUUAACACAAAGAUAUGCAAUGACUUUGAAAACACAAGCCCUACAACAUUUAAUUUAGUUUACUUGCUGGCACAUUCUCAAUACGAGGCAUCACGUGGUGUACCUGCUUUAAAGGGAAUUGAUCAAGACAAGCUGCAGCUGUACCAAGAAUCUCAGAAUGUUGAACUGAAACUGUUCUGUCCAAAGAAUGACAUCUCACAUGUGCAGUAUAUUUGGGAAGAUCUUAAACUCAAGGACAAUAUAACGUCGAUGUCUAAAGUUCCUGGUGGAGGGUCAUAUUAUGUGGGAGUAGAGGAAAGAGUGGUCACAGAGAGCGGUUACAAGACUAAAGUACCCCAUUUUGUCGGUUUUCAGGUUGAUAAUCCAGAAGAACUUAAGGAAGGUCUGCACAUCAUGGUAAACAAGGAACUUUGUGUGUUAUCUUUCACUGGUGAAUUUGGUGACCCACCGUCUGAUCUUGUCCAAAUAGGAAUCCAUAGACUCCCUGGCGUAGGGAACAAGUGUGUACUUGAAGUAGCAGUGAGGUUCUUUGGUGGGAUUGUCUUCUGUGACAAACAGGGGCCAAUAAUUUAUGAAAUACAGAAUCAUGGUAUAUGCAGAAUGGAAAGGACUGAGUGGCUACGAAGAAUCCUGCAGCUCCCUUCGUGGAAAGUGAUACAAACAAAUGAGGUGGAGACUGAGAGUGAACACAAUCUAAACACACAGAACAUAAUCUAUUCCCGUACAUAAAAGACGUGCAGUGAAUACAGUGACUGUUUUCUUAUUGUAUGCAAGCCUUUAUUGCAAAUAUAUUUAGUUUUGCAUGGUACUUAUCAUUAAGUUGGAACAGAUAGUGACUGGCUUGACACUUGGAUUUCAAUAUUUGUAAGAGAAUACAACAAAAUUUGACUUAACUGUGUGUUUUGUGUCUUGGGGAAAAGACUUUAUCAUAUAAAUCAAAGAGCGCUAUCCUACAGAAUUCACAAUGUCAUCCAACGAGAGUGAAGAUUCGGAUUUGUCCAGCACCUACAGCUCUGACGGGGAGGUCCAGCACUCCAUCACCAGACCACAGAGGACACCAGGGCUCAAGUAUCUGGACUUUGAUGAUGUGGACUUUUCCUAUGCAGUAUUUGACACACCUGGCACUAUUGCAGACUGCAUUCACCCAAUAGACGUGAAGCUGUUUGUAAGGCCGGAUAUUUUAACAUCUGUGAGAUCCAUACCUGAUUUAAACUUCGUCUACAUCAACUCCCCUACACUGACGUUCCUGGAGCCAGAGGAGGAGGUGCCAGCUCCACACAGCGUCAUCUGCGACGCCUACAUCUUUAAGACAGACGGAGUGGUUCUCGUCCUAACGUUUGUUUCCAGAGAUGAGCCUGACGCUGUUCUUUACAACUCCACACAGGCCCGGGCUCUGACGGUCGCUGUCAGGAGCAGAACUUGCACCAACUUUCACCCCGUUCAUGGCGUCGUAUCGCCAGACAUAUACAAAAGUUCUCGGAACUUCCUGACCAGGAUCCAGCAACUUCACACAACUGCAGCGCAUGUGUCUGUACAUCAGUCCUUGACUUCCAGAGAUGGGAAGAUGGUUGACAUAUUCAGGACGAUGACUCAGCAUCAAAGGCCAUCAAGAAAACUCACAGAUUGGGAGAGAUUAUUUGUGAAGACAGCUGCCUACCAGGAAGUCCGAGACAAGCUACAACAACACAACCUGGUGAUGCUGACUGGUGGUCCUGGGGAAGGUAAGACCACAAUAGGACACAUGCUGUGUUGUGACUACCAGCAACAAGGAUACAACACAGUCUUCUGCAGCAGAUGGGAGCACUUCAACAGGGAUGUAUUCCAGGCAACUAAACCGACACUGGUGGUGAUUGAUGACAUGGCAGAUCACUGGGUAUAUUCAAACUUUGUCAAAGAGAUACACAACAAAACUUAUACCAACAAGCUUGUUUGUGUUCUUAUUAUAUACGCGAACUGCAAACGAGAUACGUUCAAUCGAAAGACGGACAUAACACAGAUAGGAAGACAGAACUUGGACAGAACAAAGCAGGAAUAUUCCCAGAUGCUGGAGAUGCAGACAGACAUUCCAUCAGACACACGGGAGGAGAUUAUAGCUAACCUUCCUUCAUAUGUCGGUUUCCCCAAGGUCAUCAAACACUUCUCUCAAGACAGACCUACCACAGAUCCUGUAUCAUUUUUCGCAUAUCCACAUUCCCAAUUCAGAAAAGAAAUAGAAACAUUACUUAGAAAUGUUGAUUAUUCUGCUACAAUGAUAUAUAUCUUGGUUUCUGGGAACCUAGUGGCAGACUACUAUCCAUAUCCAUAUAUCUAUAACAGUGAUGAAAGUGAUGAGCGUGAUCAGAGUGGUUAUUAUAUCGAUGGUUCGAGAGAGUUUCAGUCUCUCUUUCCCGAAUUAAGAACAGAUGAUCUUCCUGACAUGUUACACAGAUUGUGUGCCACCUAUCUAUGUCAGUCUGGCGACGAUAUUAGUUUCACAGAGCCUGUCAUAUAUGACGCCUGUAUGUUUGUUGUUGACAGCAUGUUUCCUGGAGUUCUAUGGAAACACUGCAAAGUUUUAUAUGAAACUGACAACAAACAGUAUCUCACAGACUUGCCUGAUAAAACCAUCGUCAUCUCCAGUCACAACACAAACAUGUUUCUGACACAGCUGGUAGAAGACACAAGGAGAGGGAAGUUCAGACACACAUUCCGUCACCCAGUUCUCAGCAGGGAGGACAACAUAGACAGGUUCCUGACACAGCUCGGGGACAGUUUUGUGAAUGUUCUAUAUUUACAGGAUACAGCUGGUUCUUCCACUGGUUUAAGGUGCUUCUUGUACUGGGUCCUACAGUCUGGCAAUGAUUACCUGUGUCAGAAGGUGUUACAGAAACAGGAACUGUCACAGGUACAUGUCAGUGAGGAACUAGCUUGUUGUAUCAAACUACAAGACACCAAGUCCUUCCUGUAUUUACGGCAGCAGCUGCUGGAUCUACAGAGGGGAGAUAUCACCUAUACACCAAACGAUACAGAUGCUAAUGGAAACUCUCUUCUUAUGAUGGCUGUGGACAGGAAUAAUGCCAACAUGGUCGACAUCUUACUGAAAGAUGAUGCAGAGUGUCUGAUCAUGAACAAAGUCGGAAAUUCUGCCCUCCAUCUGGCCUGUUUGAGGGGAUAUACAGAUGUUGUUAAGUUACUGCUUCCCCACGUGGAGGUCUGGAAGAAUCUGCCAGGACAGGACUUGAGAACACCAGUCAUGAUGGCUGCACUGAAAGGUCAUGGUCAGCUGUAUGAGUAUCUGGCAGAUGAAGGGAAGUGUGACCUGACUGGUGUUGAUGAUAACGGUGAUACUAUCCUACAUCUGGCAUGUCAGGGCGGUAGUGUCCGGGUUGUCAAACAUCUGAUGUCUAGUAAGUUGUUUGACAUCAACCACAGAGGCCAGUAUGGAAAGACACCUCUGAUGAUUGCAGCAUGCAGAGGCCACAGAGAUGUGUUUCAGUUACUUCUGUCACAGAACUGUCACAUCUCUCCUGAGGACUUCAGCAUGUCGGAGACACUCUCUUAUGGACAUGUUGGUGACUGCCUCAACAUGUCACAGUUUCUACGAGCAAGAGGACAUGGCCUGAAUAGGUUCAUGUUGACACACAAGAAACAUUAUAUCUCAAAAUUGAAAUCACACCUAGAGGAGAAAGGAUCGAGCAUGUUACUUGUGGAUGUGAGUGGUCUGAGUCUGCUUCACACAGCAGCAGAAGCAGGGAACGUGGAGCUGGCAGAGUUCCUCCUGUCAAAGGGAAAGAUUGACAUCAACACGAGGGAUGCCAGCGGGAGGACUCCAGUGAUGUUAGCAGCAGCUGCAGGACACAGAAUCAUGUUUGAGUUUCUAACUAAAAAACAGUGUAAAUUGUCAAUAAAGGACACAAAGACACGUGGAGUUCUCCACUACGCCAGUCAAGGGGGAAACUUGGGUAUUGUACAGGAUGUGGUGUAUCAGGAUGUAAACGAGACAGACAGUUAUAAUAAAACACCUGUGUCGUAUUGUGUAGAGAGAGGACAUAAACACAUUUUUGACACAUUGUUUAAUACAGCGGGAGAUCUGUUACUUGUAGACACUGACAAGAACACACUGCUACAUCUGGCAUCCAAGGGAGGUAACCAGGCUAUAGUGGAGCAUCUUCUGUCAUCAGGGAUGUUUGACAUAAAUGCUGUGAACAGAGACAGGAGAACACCCCUGUUGGUGGCAGCGUACAGUGGACACACAGACAUCUGUCAGCAUCUGAUUGUUGCUGGAGCUGAUGUACACAGACAGGACUAUGAUGGGAAUGAUGUGGUACUUGUUGCAGCUCAGACAGGGAAUCUCCAGCUGGCUGAGUGUGUUUUGUCUGUGAAGAAACGAGUUGACUUUGUACAGGACAAACGUGGGAAAACAGCAGCAAUGUGGGCAGCGGAGAGAGGGGAUGCUGACAUGUUCACGCUGAUGAGUAAAGGAUGUGAUCUCUCUGUAAAGGAUGACAAACAAAACAGCAUCCUUCAUUUCGCCUGCACGGGAGGAGAUUUAGAUAUAGUAGAAUCUAUUGUUGCACAAAACAAAGUUGACUUCAAUGGGAUAAAUAUAUCUCAAGAAACACCAGUGAUGAGGGCAGCGUUGGGGGGGCACAAGGCAGUGUUUGGCCUACUUGUGAGCAAAGGAUGUGAUCUGACAGUUAAGACUAAGUAUGAUGACAACAUCCUUCAUGCGGCUUGUGAGGGAGGCAAUGUGCAGAUUGUAGAAUACAUUGUCUCUCAUAACAAAGUUGACAUCAACAGUACAGGUCAUGACAGAACACCAGUGAUGAGUGCAGCGCUGAAGGGACACAAGGCAAUGUUUGACCUACUUGUGAAUAAAGGAUGUGACCUGACAGUGAAAGAUGAGUAUGGUGACAACAUCCUUUAUGUGGCUUGUGAGGGAGGCAAUGUACAGAUUGUAGAAUACAUUGUCUCUCAUAACAUAGUUGACAUCAACAGUGCAGAUGAUGUGGGCAGAACACCAGUGAUGCUUGCAGUGUUGAAGGGUCACAAGGCAGUGUUUGACCUACUUGUGAGUAAAGGUUGUGACCUGACAGUGAAGGAUACGUAUGGUGACAACAUCCUUCAUGCGGCUUGGAAGGGAGGCAAUGUAGAGAUUGUAAAGUACAUUGUCUCUCAUAACAUAGUUGACAUCAACAGUGCAGAUGAUGUGGGCAGAACACCAGUGAUGCUUGCAGUGUUGAAGGGUCACAAGGCAGUGUUUGACCUACUUGUGCGUAAAAGAUGUGACCUGACAGUGCAGGAUGAGGAUGGUGACAACAUCCUUCAUGCGGCUUGUAAUGGAGGCAAUGUAGAGAUUGUAGAAUACAUUGUCUGUCAUAACAUAGUUGACAUCAACAGUGCAGGUAAUAUGCGCAGAACGCCAGUGAUGCUGGCAGAGUUGAAGGGACACAAGGCAGUGUUUGACCUACUUGUGAGUAAAGGAUGUGACCUGACAGUGAAGGAUAAGGAUGGUGACAACAUCCUCCAUAGGGCUUGUAAGAGAGGCAAUGUAGAGAUUGUAGAAUACAUUGUCUCUCAUAACAUAGUUGACAUCAACAGCACAGAUGAUGUGCGCAGAACACCAGUGAUGAGGGCAGCGUUGAUGGGACACAAGGCAGUGUUUGACCUACUUGUGAGUAAAGGAUGUGACCUGACAGUGAAGGAUAAGGAUGGUGACAACAUCCUUCAUAAGGCUUGUGAAGGAGGCAAUGUAGAGAUUGUAGAGUACAUUGUCUCUCAUAACAUAGUUGACAUCAACAGUGCAGGUUAUGAGAGGAGAACACCAGUGAUGCUGGCAGUGUUAAAGGGACAGAAGGCAGUGUUUGACCUACUUGUGAGUAAAGGGUGUGACCUGACAGUGAAGGAUCAGUAUGUUGACAACAUCCUUCAUGCGGCUUGUGAUGCAGGCAAUGUUCAGAUUGUAGAGUACAUUGUCUCUCAUAACAUAGUUGACAUCAACAGUACAUGUUGUGCCGGUACAUCACUUGAUAUCGCAAAAAACAAAAUGAACCAUUCGUUGGUUAAGUUUCUGAGGCAAUUUGGCGCAGUGUGAGAAGUGUGUCCAUCUUGUCCGUGAAAGCCACCUCUGCCCUGACACUUGACAUGCUUGUUCUCACCAAUUUGUCCAAAGGGAUGUCAUCCGGUCCCCAUGCUGACCAUAAUGAAGAAAACCUCUUGUGGUCAACUUUGUCCAUGAAAAUGAAAUUUGGACCAUUAUUUGACCUUUUGUAUUUCGACCUUGCUCAAUAAUGCUCUCCAAUGUCGCACAGGUUCUGCAAACAUCAACUCCUCAAAAAGACAAAACUUAACAUGGAUGGUGCCACAGCGGCGACACCUUACUUUGCUCUGGAGGAACCACAUUUUAUCAAGUGUAUUGAUGACCACUAUUCAGCCAUUUGUUUGUGUAAAGUAUGAUAUAUGAUGCAACACAUAUGUAGAUAGUAGUGGGACUCUCAUAUAUGUUCCUUUUUUGUAACAAAAUAUAUACUCACACG
Haliotis rufescens (red abalone) is the source of this 7342-nucleotide messenger RNA. RefSeq names its product serine/threonine-protein phosphatase 6 regulatory ankyrin repeat subunit A-like. Lineage: Eukaryota; Metazoa; Mollusca; Gastropoda; Lepetellida; Haliotidae. The transcript is spliced from 8 exons. The coding region runs from base 1792 to 6900 and encodes 1702 amino acids. Gene Ontology annotation, molecular function: protein binding. The record is from RefSeq and is a predicted model, not a curated record.